AUGAGUGAAAUAGAUACUGAGAUAACAUGGGAUGACAGGAGGGGAAAGGCUGUAAAUUAUUUGGUAAGUGAUCAGGGAAAUGAUGGAAGCAGUACUGUUGGAAAUGAUCUUGCACCAUUUUAUCAUAUAAUUCAUGAUUUUGUCGAUCUCUCAUUAGGGAUUUUAGACAUGAAUUCACCCAGCUCUGUUCGAAAAGUUGUUGUUCAUCUCAGAGCAACCGGGGACGCUCCCAUACUAAAGCAAGCCAAAUUCAAGAUACCCGGAACUGACAAAUUUGCCAAAUUAGUCGAUUUCCUACACUGGCAACUGCACCGUGAUUCAUUGUUCGUGUACGUCAAUAGUGCCUUCUCACCGAACCCAGAUGAAUUGGUGAUCGAUCUGUAUAAUAAUUUCGGUUUCGAUGGUAAACUGGUGGUCAAUUAUGCCUGUUCUAUGGCAUGGGGCUAAGCCUCCAGACAGAUCUACGAGUCUGAGAUAAAACUGUCAACUAUGUAAAUACACACUUCAUUUGUUUCCUAGAAACUCUCCGUUAUCCAUGGUCCUUUUAGAACCAUCCUCUUUAAUAUUGCCUUUUUUCCCUCUUUAUAUAUGAAACAAGGAUUCUUCCCUAGCUGGUGAUAGCUUCUUACUUCCACACAAGCAAGUUGAUAUCAUUGGUGGUAUUCAAUAACUUGUGAUAAUUGUUAAAUUCAUUAUCAUUGAUUUGUAAUUCAAGCCAAUGGGCUAAUGACGAUC
Messenger RNA from Hibiscus syriacus, 735 nucleotides. Its product is annotated as ubiquitin-like protein ATG12. Gene Ontology annotation, cellular component: cytoplasm; Atg12-Atg5-Atg16 complex; phagophore assembly site membrane. Gene Ontology annotation, biological process: C-terminal protein lipidation; autophagosome assembly; autophagy of mitochondrion. The transcript is spliced from 7 exons. The record is from RefSeq and is a predicted model, not a curated record. Bases 1 to 447 code for a protein of 148 amino acids. Lineage: Eukaryota; Viridiplantae; Streptophyta; Magnoliopsida; Malvales; Malvaceae.